AUGGCGCACGAGUACUACCCCUACUACACGCCCAUGCCGGUGCACCUCUCUCCCGCGCCGAUGCCAGUGCCCGUUUCUGCGCCGAUAAGUGUACCGGCCUAUCCCUCGCCAUAUGUCUACGCGUAUCCCGCCCCCGCAUCACCGUAUGCAGGCUCUCCGCAAAGUGCACACUCGGCCCCUUCCGUGCACUCGGUCCCUUCCUCCUACUCCUCGCAGUCUUCCCAUUCCUCGCUAUCUAGUCACUCGGCUCUGAACCCGAUAACACCUCCCUACUCACCUUACUCUCCUCCUUCACCUUACGCCGAUGUUCCGUUCCCGCACUGUCACUCGCCCGAGAGUUACCACAAGUACGCUGCACAGCUUCACUACGCCUCCCUGACCGAGCUCGAAGCCUGCAUCGAGGCGCAGGAUAUCGGUCGAUCCCUCGACUGUCUUGACAAGUAA
This is a messenger RNA of Trichosporon asahii var. asahii CBS 2479, 444 nucleotides long. RefSeq lists its product as uncharacterized. NCBI's taxonomy places the organism in Eukaryota, Fungi, Basidiomycota, Tremellomycetes, Trichosporonales, Trichosporonaceae. The record is from RefSeq and is a predicted model, not a curated record. Bases 1 to 444 code for a protein of 147 amino acids. The transcript has a single exon.